AUGGGCAACACAGCACCUUAUGUUGUUUCAUUUCUCUUAAGGUUUAUCUAUGGAGUUAUGCAUAUACUUACCAAGGCUGCUUUUAACCAAGGUACAAGUACAUAUGUUCUUAAUUUCUACAGGCAUGCCAUAGCCACAAUGUUCUUACUGCCCAUUGCUUUUGCGAUUGAAAGGAAAACUGCCCCACAAAUGUCAUACAAACUCUGUGUGAAGCUAUUUGUGCAUGCAUUAUAUGGGAUGUCCGCUCCUUUUAACAUAUCAUGUGUUGGCCUCAAAUAUGCUUCAGCAGCUUCUGCUUCUGCAGUAAUAAAUCUCCUGCCAGUUUUAACUUUUAUUUUGGCUCUUCUGUUGGGAAUGGAGUCUUUGCAAUUAAAGCGCUUCCAUGGGAUUAUGAAAGUUUCUGGUAUAGUGCUCUGUGCGGCUGGUGUUACUGUCCUAACGCUAUACCAAGGACCGGAGCUCAAAUCUAUUGUCCAUUACCCUCUUUUUCACCACGCUAGUCAAGUUGAUACUCAUCCCUCAAGGAGCUGGAUAUUGGGAAUUCUCCUGCAGUCUCUUGCGACUGUAUUGUUUGCUCUUUGGACAGUGUUUCAGGGCCCAUUGCUGGAGGAGUAUCCAUCCAUACUGCUUAACACUAGCCUUCAGAUUGUCUUUGCGACUGUUCAAUCUUUUUUUAUGGCUCUAGCCAUGGAGAGAGACUUUUCAAGAUGGAAGCUGAGCUUGGAUGUAGGUCUUGUCGCCAUCGUCUAUUGUGGCGUAUUUGUUUCCGCACUGGUAAAUUACCUGCAAAUCUGGGUAAUCGGCAGGUGCGGCCCAGUAUUCCUGUCGUCAUUCUGUCACUACUCAUAG
Molecule: messenger RNA, 849 nt
Organism: Triticum turgidum subsp. durum (durum wheat)
Lineage: Eukaryota; Viridiplantae; Streptophyta; Magnoliopsida; Poales; Poaceae
Source: the annotation of a GenBank genome assembly